AUGAUUAGGUUCGUGGAUGGGCUGAUGUAUCUGCGGACUGAAGUAUUCUCAUCGUUGCGGCCUAAUGUUCAAAAUGCCGAUUUUCAGUUAGUAGGAGAUCUGGGACCAUUGGGAAUCGUAUUCAACACACCAUCACACCAUAGAGUCCAUCAUGGUCGAAAUCCCUACUGCAUUGACAGAAAUUAUGGUGGUGUGUUCAUCAUAUGGGACAAAAUGUUCGGUACAUUUGAAGCCGAAAGAAAGGACGACCCUCCUGUUUACGGCCUUGUACACAACGAGAAUACAUUUAAUCAGAUCUACUUACAGGUGCACGUUUUAUGGGAUAUGCUGUAUUUCAAAGGACAAAUGAAGAACGGAAAAGGAGAAUCACUGUUCCCAGGAAUCGUGAAUAAGAUAAAAGCCGCUCUCUACCCUCCUGGAUGGUUUCCUGGCGUUAAAGUCACGCCUUUCUUUCACUGGAUGAGUCUUGUCGAUACUUCAUAUGGUGUUCCACAGCCGGAAAAACCCGUUGUAAAAUAUAACCCACCACUGGAUUUUUGGGUAAAGUUGUAUUUGGGCGGACACUUCACAUUACUACUUGCAAUAUUCCUUCACUUCGAAUACGAUCGAGCAAAACUAGACUAUAUUGGUUUCGCCUUAAAGGUAGCGUUUUUCCUUGUUACGAUGCAGACCUUUGGAGCAUUCUUCGAUAAGAGGUGGUACGCACCGCAUUUGGAAAUCGCCAGGUGUUCUGGAGUGUUAGCCUUUUUCGGUUUCUUGUUAUUCGAUCAUAUCGGUGUUGCGCCUCAUAGAAUAUUUCUGAUUACUGUACACGGCAUGUCAGGAAUAUUGUGGAUUGGAUAUGUUAUACAAGAGGUGAUUUCCCUUGAUGAACGACCACAUGUGAGAGCAGCCACGACGACAGCGAAACCUUCCACCAUGCCGGGUGCCAUCCAUCUCAAAUUAUAA
This is a messenger RNA of Angiostrongylus costaricensis, 948 nucleotides long. The record is from the annotation of a GenBank genome assembly. NCBI's taxonomy places the organism in Eukaryota, Metazoa, Nematoda, Chromadorea, Rhabditida, Metastrongylidae.